AACUUUGUUUCAUCUCCACGACUCCACCAAACCAAUCAAUCAUUCUUAAACUUUUCAAAACUCUCUACUGUUGGACUUGGAGUGAUCUCUCUCUCUCUCUCUCUCUCUCUCUGAUCUCUCUCUCUCUCUCUCUCCACUAAGCAGUUAUCUUGAAAUUGAAGUAAGAAUAUAUAUAACAACACUUUCUUCUCUGACACCCAAGCAAAAAAAGGAAACCCCACUUCACACGCACAAAUCAAGCAACAAGUUUCAAACUUUCCCCCACCCCACUUCACAAAACCUCUCCAAUAAUCUUCUUCUUCCGUUUUUAAUUUAUACUAUAAAUUAUUAUUAAAUCAUCAAAAUAAAAAAGGGUUCUUUUUUUCUUUUUGCUUUUUCUGAAUGUUGUUAUGUCAAUAACCAUCAACAACAAGAACCACCAACCACCGCAAAACGCCGUAAUGCCUAUUCAUCCAAUCAACGACAUUCCAUCACCGUUCGGAGAUCCGCCGUCAAAUUUACCAACCUCCGACCUCCGUGAAACGGCAUACGAGAUCCUUUUAGCGGCAUGUCGAAGCUCAGGUCCAAAACCGUUGACAUUCAUAUCACAGUCGGAGAGAGGAAUUAGGGAUCCGGCUUCGGCGGCUUCAUUGCACCGAUCACGGACUUCGAUGGCGGCUAGUAAGGUGAAGAAGGCUCUUGGACUUAAAACGACGUCGUUGAAGAGUAAACGUGCAGUUACGACUGGUGAAUUGGUGAGAGUGCAGAUGAAAAUCUCUGAACAGAGUGAAAGUAGAAUCAGAAGAGCACUUCUCAGAAUUGCUGCAGCACAGCUUGGAAGACGCAUGGAGACAGUGGUUCUUCCGUUAGAGCUUAUACAACUGUUCAAGGUUUCAGAUUUUUCCAAUCAACAAGAGUAUGAGGCUUGGUUGAGAAGAAAUUUGAAGGUUCUUGAAGCAGGACUCCUCUUGCAUCCGCAUGUUCCAUUAAAUAAGGCCGACACUUCUGCACAGAAACUACGGCGCCUGAUUGGUGGAGCCCUCGAGAAACCUACGGAUAUUGCAAAUAACGGUGAAUCAAUGCAAACCCUCCGGAGUCUUGUUAUUUCUCUUUCUUGCAGAUCAUCUGACGGGUCUGUUCCUGAGACAUUCCAUUGGGCGGAUGGCUUUCCAAUGAACCUUUGGAUCUACCAAACUCUUUUAGAAGUUUGUUUUGAUAGUCACGUUGAUACCUGUGUGAUAGAAGAGGUUGAUGAGGUCUUAGAGCUCAUUAAGAAGACUUGGGUUAUGCUUGGAAUCAACGAAACCCUACAUAAUAUUUGUUUCACAUGGGUCUUAUUUCAUAGAUAUGUUGUCACACGUGAAGUAGAAAGUGAUCUGCUUUUUGCAUCAUGUAAUCUAGUGGGGGAAGUUGAGAAAGAUACCGAGGCCAUGAAAAAUCCCGUUUACUCAAAAACAUUGAGCUCCACGUUGAGUUUGAUGUUGGGUUGGGCGGAGAAAAGGCUCCUUGCCUACCAUGAUACUUUCCAUAAUGAUAAUAUUGAAUCAAUGGAAAGCGUUGUAUCUCUUGCUGCACUAUCAGCAAAGAUACUGGCAGAAGAUAUCUCUCAUGAGUAUAAUCGGAAGAAGAACGAAGCUGAUGUAGCCUACAUCAGAGUUGAAAGUUAUAUUAGAUCAUCAGUGCGUUCUGUUUUCAUUCAGAAAUUGGAGAAAUUGGACCCCAGCAAGCAUCUAUCUAGAAAACAGAAUAAAGCUUUUCCCAUUCUUUCUGUCCUCGCACGAGACAUUACUGAAUUGGCUUUUAAGGAGAAAACCAUAUUUAGUCCCAAGCUAAAGAGAUGGCAUCCUCUUGCUGCUGGUGUUGCGGUUGCCACCCUUCAUGUGUGUUAUGGAAAUGAGUUGAAGAAAUAUGUUAAAGGGAUCAAUGAGUUGACACCUGAUGCUAUAGAAGUGCUGAUGGCUGCUGACAAGUUGGAGAAAGAACUGGUGCAGAUAGCAGUGGAAGAUUCUGUUGACAGUGAAGAUGGUGGGAAAUCCAUUAUAAUGGAGAUCCAUCCUUAUGAGGCUGAAGCUAUAAUUGCUAAUCUUGUUAAGUCAUGGAUAAUUAUCAGAGUGGAUAGACUGGCAGAAUUGGUUGACAGAAUUCUGCAACAAGAGGCAUGGAAUCCACAGGCAAAUAAAGAGGGCUUUGCUCCUUCUGCAGUCCAAGUUCUACGUUUCAUAGAUGACACUUUGGAAGCUUUCUUCCUGUUGCCUAUAUCCAUGCACGCAGUUUUACUUCCUGAAUUGAUAUCUGGUCUUGACAAAUCUAUCCAACAAUACAUUUUGAAAGCAAAAUCCGGCUGCGGGAACCGUAAUACAUUCAUCCCAACUAUGCCUGCAUUGACUAGGUGUUCAACAAAGGGAAAAUAUAACGGUGUAUUCCGGAAAAAAGAAAAGCCACAAACGACGCUGAGGAGGAAAACCCUUGCUAGAACCACAACAGGAGAUAGCUCAUUUGAUGUACCCCACCUAUGUGUUCGCAUCAAUACUAUGCAGCGUAUUCGCAUGGAAUUAGGGGUUUUGGAGAAGAGGAUAGUUGCCAAUCUUAGUAAUUCUAAUUUGACUAACGAGGAUGAUAUAGGAGAUGGGGCGACCUUCAAAUUUUCUGCAGCUGCUGCGGUGGAAGGUAUCCGUCAACUCUGUCAGUGUAUAGCAUACAAAGCAGUUUUCCAAGAUCUAUGUCACGUUCUUUGGGACGGCCUAUAUGUUGGAGAAGUUUCUUCUGCCAGGAUUGAGCCUUUUCUUCAUGAGCUUGAGCAAUAUUUAGAGAUCAUAUCAUCAACAGUGCAUGAUAAAGUUAGAACACGAGUAAUUAUUGAAUUAAUGCGAGCUUCUUUCGAUGGGUUCCUGUUGGUUUUGUUGGCGGGAGGUUCAUCUCGUGCUUUCUCUUUGCAAGAUUCUUCUGUAAUAGAGGAAGAUUUCAAGCUUCUGAGUGACUUAUUCUGGUCAAAUGGAGAUGGAUUGCCGGCCGAUUUAAUCAAAAAGCACUCUGCAACUGUUCGAGAUGUACUUCCCUUGUUUCACACGGACACGCAACACAUAAUUCAGCAAUUUAGUCAACUUACUAUGGAAAUGUUCUUCGGCCAUGGAACUGUUCGAGGUUCUUCGGCUAAAUCACGGCUUCCAUUGCCUCCAAAAGCAGAUCAAUGGAGCCCAAGAGAACCAGACACACUUCUGAGAGUUUUGUGUUACCGGAAUGAUGAGGCAGCAGCCAAGUUCCUUAAGAAGAAUUACAACUUCCCUACAAAAAUCUAACAAAUUGAUUAGUAAAGUAACCCUUUUGACAUUUCAUACCUUGCCACGUUAUAUAUAAAUUUAGUGGCUUAAUUUUUCUGUUCUGAAAUUUCCACUAGUGAAACAUGAUACUCUUAAUCAUUGGUUUGAUUAAAUUUAGGAAAUAUAUGGUGCUUUAUCUUUGUA
Trifolium pratense (red clover) is the source of this 3440-nucleotide messenger RNA. RefSeq names its product protein unc-13 homolog. NCBI's taxonomy places the organism in Eukaryota, Viridiplantae, Streptophyta, Magnoliopsida, Fabales, Fabaceae. The record is from RefSeq and is a predicted model, not a curated record. The transcript is spliced from 5 exons. Bases 390 to 3275 code for a protein of 961 amino acids.